Messenger RNA from Solenopsis invicta (red fire ant), 5098 nucleotides. It is a transcript of the gene cag, whose product is annotated as myb-like protein X. NCBI's taxonomy places the organism in Eukaryota, Metazoa, Arthropoda, Insecta, Hymenoptera, Formicidae. Gene Ontology annotation, cellular component: nucleus. Gene Ontology annotation, molecular function: DNA binding. Bases 873 to 4703 code for a protein of 1276 amino acids. The transcript has 6 exons. The record is from RefSeq and is a predicted model, not a curated record.
UUAGUUCACAUUUCGGCCAAAAUGAAUGUGCGUCGUUAGUGUGCAAUGCGCUGUAGAGUACCUCUAGUAAGAGGUACUCUAAUGCGCUGGGAAUUUUUAGCGUUAUAAUAAAAUGGCCGACAUGGCACCGGCACUUCUUAAACUCAAGAGUUUCAACACUCAAGCUCAAGGCUCAAGUGCUCUCAAGUUGCUCAAGUUUCUUUCUGAUAGAACGCAUUUGGCCUUAGACCGGUAUUUGUAGUAUCAUCUUAAGAUGCCAUCAAUCUAUCAUAGAACUGUAUCAGCAUCUCUAGACAUUACUUAAUGGCCAACACAAUAGAGGAAUAAGAUAUUAAGAAUAAGAAUUAAAAUUCUAGCAUCAGUUUUCUCUAUAAAUAUUAAAUGUGAUGCACAAUGGAUACGAAUAAAACGUAAGACAUAAAUGUGCCGUACAAGAUACAACAUAACUUAUUAUUUAUCUACAUAGUAUUCAUUGAGGAAACUGAUACUAAAAUUUUGAUUCCUAUUCUUAAUAUCUAAUAUUUUUCCUUCUCUAUUGUGCGCAGGCCCUAACUCUUAAACACACUAGAGGGUUAAGGCUGGUUUAUGCAGGCAAUAACCAUUCUUAUGCCGGAACCGGUAAAGUUCAAUGCUAGGAUUUCAAUACUUCUGUUUAUUGAGAUUCGAUAAAUGUGAUACUGUGACUCGAUAAGAGUCAGAAAUCCACAGGCUCAAUAGAAAAAGCCGAAUGAUCUCAGGCUGGCUGAAAUUUAGAAAGCAGUGAAGUAGUCAGUGACGUAGUAACGAGAGUGCUGGCUAUUAGAGCGAAGGAUUCUGAUUCGAAUCCUGGAUUUUUACAGAAAAAUAUUUGUGUAUAGAAAGACAAAGGAUCAAUGAAGUCAAGAAAGGAAAAAGUUAAGAAAACACGACUCAACAUUGAGGAUCGUGUUAAGAUUUUAGAACAACUUGAGAAUGGAGAGAACAGCGCAACGUUGGCACAUAAAUACAAAGUAUCUGCGCCAACAAUUGCAAAUAUAAAGAAAGAUAAAGAAAAAUUAUUAAAAUGUAAAAAUGUAACAUUCCAAGGAAAAAUCAAAAAAGGGUAUACCAGCAUCGGAAACAUUUUCCUUGAUCAGUACUUGUACAAAUGGUUUGUCCAAAAAGAGAGCAAUGGAAAGCAUGUGACAGGAUCUAUGAUCCAGCAGAAAGCAUUGGAAAUCAACAGAACUCUAAAUGGUCCCAAAAGUUUCAAGGCUUCCUCAGGAUUUUUGUGGAAUUUUACAAAGAGGCACAAUAUUAAGUUAUCAUGUCAUAACAAGAGGGAUAUUAAGAAGGAUGGGAAGGAAUACUUGGAGCAAGACUCCAGUAAUGAUUUUGAUCAAGAAUUAAUUGAAGACAAUGCAGAACAAGAACGGCGAGUAUCAAAUGAUGGAGAAGUGAUCAAAUCUGAGCACCAAAUAAAUAACCAACUUAAUGAAAAUAAUGAAAUGGAAAGAGUUAAGAAAACACGACUCAGCAUUGAGGAUCGCAUUAAGAUUUUAGAACGAUUUGAGAAUGGAGAGAAUAUCGUGACGUUGGCAUGUGAAUACAAUGUAUCUGUGCCAACAAUUGCAAAUAUAAAGAAAGAUAAAAAAAAGUUAUUAAAAUGUAAAAAUGCUCUUGUAACAUUCCAUGGAAAAAUCAAAAAAGGAUAUACCGGCUUUGGAAACAUUUUCCUUGAUCAGUACCUGUACAAAUGGUUUGUUCAAAAAAAGAGUAAUGGAAAACAUGUGUCGGGGUCGAUGAUUCAACAGAAAGCAUUGGAAAUCAACAGAACUCUAAAUGGUCCCAAAAGUUUCAAGGCUUCCUCAGGAUUUCUGUGGAAUUUUACAAAGAGGCACAAUAUUAAGUUAUCUUGUCAUAACAAGAGGAAUAUUAAAAAGGAUGGGAAGGAAUACUUGGAUCAAGACUCCAGUAAUGAUUUUGAUCAAGAAUUAAUCGAAGACAAUGCAGAACAAGAACGGCGAGUAUCAAAUGAUGGAGAAGUGAUUAAAUCUGAGCACCAAAUGAACAACCAACAUAAUGAAAAUAAUGAAAUGGAAAAAGUUAAGAAAACACGACUCAGCAUUGAGGAUCGCGUUAAGAUUUUAGAACAAUUUGAGAAUGGAGAGAACAUCGUGACGUUGGCACGUAAAUACAAAGUAUCUACGCCAACAAUUGCAAAUAUAAAGAAAAAUAAAGAAAAAUUAUUAAAAUGUAAAAAUGCUCUUGUAACAUUCCAAGGGAACAACAAAAAAGGAUAUACUGGUAUCGGAAACAUUUACCUCGAUCAAUACUUGUACAAAUGGUUUGUCCAAAAAAAGAGCAAUGGAAAACAUGUGACGUGGUCGAUGAUCCAACAGAAAGCAUUGGAAAUCAACAGAACUCUAAAUGGUCCCAAAACUUUUAAGGCUUCCCUAGGAUUUAUAUGGAACUUUACAAAAAGACACAAUAUUAAGUUAUUUUCUAAGAAGAAGAAAACUAAAAGGGACGGAAAGAAAUACUUGGAUCCAGACUUGAGCAAUAAUUUCAAUCAAAAUUUAAUCGAAGACAAUGCAGAGCAAAAACAGCGAUUAUCAAAUAAUCUAGAAGUGUUCAAAUCUAAGCACCAAAUAAACGACGAAUUUAAUGAAAAUAAUGAAAUAGAAAGUCUUAAGUAUACACGACUCAGCAUUGAGGAUCGCGUUAAGAUUUUAGAACGACUCGAGAAUGAAGAGAACAGCGUAAUAUUGGCACGUGAAUACAAAGUAUCUGGGCAAACAAUUGCAAAUAUAAAGAAAGAUAAGGAAAAAUUAUUGAAAUGUAAAAAUGCUCUUGUAACAUUUCAAGGGAACAACAAAAAAGGAUAUUCUGGCAUCAGAAAUAUUUUCCUCGAUCAGUACUUGUACAAGUGGUUUGUCCAAAAAAAGAGCAAUGGAAAACAUGUGAUGGGAUGGAUGAUCCAGCAGAAAGCAUUGGAAAUCAACAGAAUUCUAAAUGGUCCCGAAAGUUUCAAGGCUUCCCAAAAAUUUUUAUGGAACUUUACAAAGAGGCACAAUAUUAAGUUAUCAUGUUGUAACAAGCGAAGUACUAAGAAGGAUGGAAAGGAAAACUUGAAUCAAGACUCUAGUAAUAAUUUUGUUCAAGAAUUAAUCGAAGAUAAUGCAGAACAAGAACGGCGAGUAUCAAAUGAUGGAGAAGUGAUCAAAUCUGAGCACCAAAUAAACAACGAACUUAGUGAAAAUAAUGAAAUGGAAAGAGUAAAUGUUAAGUAUACACGACUCAACAUCGAGGAUCGCUUUAAGAUUUUGGAACGACUCGAGAAUGGAGAGAACAGCGUGACGUUGGCGUGUGAAUACAAAGUAUCUGAAGCAACAAUUGUAAAUAUAAAGAAAGAUAAAGAAAAAUUAUUAAAAUGUAAAAAUGCUCUUGUAACGUUCCAAGGAAAAAUCAAAAAAGGAUAUACCGGCAUCGGAAACAUUUUCCUUGAUCAGUAUUUGUACAAAUGGUUUGUCCAAAAAAAAAGCAAUAGAAAACAUGUGACGUGGUCGAUGAUCCAGCAGAAAGCAUUGAAAAUCAACAGAACUCUAAAUGGUCCCAAAAGUUUCAAGGCUUCCUUAGGAUUUGUAUGGAACUUUAUAAAGAGGCACAAUAUUAAGUUAUUUCAUAAGAAGAGGAAAUCUAAGAAGAAUGGGAAGAAAUAUUUGGAUCAAGAUUCGAGCAAUAAUUUUGAUCAAAGAUUAAUCGAAGACAAUGCAGAACAAGAAUGGCGAAUAUCAAAUAAUCGAGAAGUGAGCGAAAUUAAGCACCAAAACAAAAAACCUAAUAAGGAACUUAAUGAAAAUGACGAAAAAGUAAAAGAUAUGGAAUAUUUGAAGAGAUUUAUUGACAUCGAAAACAUUUUCUUCGGUCAGUCCCUGUAUGAAUGGUUUGUCCAAGAAAAGAGCAAUGGAAAAUGUGUAACAGGACCAAUGAUUCAGCAGAAAACAUUGGAAAUGAACAGAAUGCUAAAUAAUCACAAAAGUUUCAAGGCUCCCUUAGAAUUUUUACAUAAAUUUACAAAGAGGCACAAUAUUAAGUUAUCAUGUCGUAAAAAGAGGAAUACUAAGAAGGAUGGGAAGGAAUACUUGGAUCAAGACUUCAGUAAUAAUUUUGAUCAAGAAUUAAUUGAAGACAAUGCAGAACAAGAACAGCGAAUAUCAAAUGAUGGAGAAGUAAUCAAAUCUGAGCACCAAAUAAACAACGAACUUAAUAAAAGUAAUGAAAUGGUAAGAGAUAAUGAACAUUUAAAUGACAGCAACCGUACAGAUAAUAUUACAGCAAUAGAAUGGCUAAUAUCAAAUGAUGGAGAAGUGAUUAAAUCUGAGCACCAAAUAAACAACGAACUUAAUGAAAAUAAUGAAAUGGUAAGAGAUAAUGAACAUUUAAAUGACAGCAAUCGUACAUAUGAUAUAGCAAUAGAACGGCGAGUAUCAAAUGAUGGAGAAGUGAUCAAAUCUGAGCAUCAAAUAAACAACGGACUUAAUGAAAAUAAUGAAACGAUAAGAGAUAAUGAACAUUUAAAUGACAGCAAUCGUACAGAUGAUAUUACAGCAGUAAACGCUUUCAACGCAAUCAGCACAUUUUUAUCUUGGUAUAAAACUCAUGGUAAUGGUUCACCUGAGGAUUUGCAGUCUCUAUGGAAAUUUUGGCAAUACUCUUUAGAUCAAGCUUAUAACAAAUAUUAAAAGGAAUGCAUAGAUACGGUAUAGAAAUAUAUGUAAUCUUUUUUAUUGUGCCAUAAUGAUAUUUGUUUUAAUUUCAUGUUGUCGAUUCCUUGAGAAUGAGAAUGUGUGUACACACAUUGAGAGGAAGAGCUUCUAUGCUUACAUGACUUGCUCACCAAAGAAGCUUACUGAAGUUCUGUGCAUAAUAUUAGAUAUUCUUUUAUGCACAGAUAAGCUGUCCUUAUUUGGAACCUUGAUUUUUUUAUUUUUUGUCCUGCACAUCGUGAUAUACGUAUAUUGAUACUUAUAUGUUGACUAUAUGUAUAUAUGAUGUGCAAAAAUAACCAAAUGUAAGUAAUAAUAAAAAAAGACUGUAUUUUAUAAUAAAAAUUGUCAUGUUUGUUGUGUUAUCAGAC